AUGAUCAAAUCUUGUCGAUUGGAAUUAAAAAGAAUCGUAUCUUUACUCCAAGCGCAAGAAGGGGAGAUCAAAGAUAUCAAACAUUUGAUCCGAGGGAGGAAGAAUGAUUCGUUGUUCACUCUAAUAGAGAUUUACUCAAAGGUCGAAAAAGGUAUUCGUGAUGCUGCUCGAAUGAAAGAUACCUCUGCUAGAGAAAGUUUAAAUACACUCAUUUUAGUUUUACAAGAAGGUCCAGAUUAUUUGAUCGAUAUCAUCCUUAUCGAAUCUAUAAUCUUUCAAGCUGAAAUUAUCGAUCCUUCUUUCGGAGCGCAAAUGAGACAAGUUCUUGAUAAAGCCAUAGCUAAGCAAAGUGAUUUAACCACUUUCCGAAAAGCAACAGAAAGUAUAAUAGCGAUCCUACUUUCUCUUCCCAAAGCUCAAAUAGAUGAUUCACUUUCUCAUUCAGCUUUGAAAUAUAUAGAAGGUUUGGUUAAACAACUUCAAUUAAGAGUUUCUUCAUCACGUCCUUCUUCCGUUUUCCCUUCUCCUUCUAUCUCUCCCGUAUCUCCACUGUCACCAGUAUCACCAGUAUCACCUCUUUCACCUAUUUCCGAAACUCAUGAAAAAUUAAAUGGAAUGUCUUUACAAGAAAAAUUCGGGACAGGUCCUAUCUCUUCUCCUUCCGGACCAACACCACAAGUUCAAACUGCGAAUAAAGUUGAAGGAAAAGGAAAAGGAAAAGAAGAAGAAGAUUCAGAUUCAGAUUCAAGUUCAGAAGAAGAACAAGAAAUAUGGGAAUUUGAAGGUAAUAGAUAUACACGUUCAGCCCUUGAUCUAGUUUUACGAUAUCGUUCUUUAGCAUUAGCAGAUAGUUCAGGUCAAUAUAAUGGGGAAGUCAGUUGGGAUGAUUUGAGAGAAGCUUGGAUACCUAAUUGGGCUGAAAAACUUAAAGUUGGUGAUGUUGCAGAAGGAGUGAUACCUGAUUUAAACCCUGCUAAUUAUCAAAUCAAAGAUCAUGAUGCUUGGGGGAAUAAAAUUCUUUGGGGUGAUACUGGAGUGUGA
Tremella mesenterica DSM 1558 is the source of this 1041-nucleotide messenger RNA. RefSeq lists its product as uncharacterized. NCBI's taxonomy places the organism in Eukaryota, Fungi, Basidiomycota, Tremellomycetes, Tremellales, Tremellaceae. The transcript is spliced from 4 exons. The record is from RefSeq and is a predicted model, not a curated record. The coding region runs from base 1 to 1041 and encodes 346 amino acids.